This is a messenger RNA of Carcharodon carcharias (great white shark), 1726 nucleotides long. RefSeq names its product ER membrane protein complex subunit 6 (gene emc6). Gene Ontology annotation, biological process: protein folding in endoplasmic reticulum; autophagosome assembly. Gene Ontology annotation, cellular component: EMC complex; membrane; endoplasmic reticulum. The transcript has 2 exons. The coding region runs from base 126 to 458 and encodes 110 amino acids. The record is from RefSeq and is a predicted model, not a curated record. NCBI's taxonomy places the organism in Eukaryota, Metazoa, Chordata, Chondrichthyes, Lamniformes, Lamnidae.
GGAGUGGGCGGGGCUCCCUAGGUAAUGGCGGCGUGUUGAGGGGAAGCUGCUGUUCGUUUGUCUGUGUGAGGGAGAAGCUGCGGGCCGCGCCGGCUCUUCUCUCCAGUAGAAUUCCUGAGUUUAUAAUGGCUGCCAUGGGCUUUAAACGGGAGGGUCCACAGUUUAUAAGUGAGUUGGCAGUGCGAGGAAAUGCUGCCAUUCUGGACUAUUGCCGCACGUCUGUGUCUGCGCUGUCUGGAGCCACGGCUGGGAUCCUGGGUCUGACUGCACUGACAGGUUUUGUCUUCUACUUUGUUGCCUCCUUCCUCCUCUCUGUGCUGCUGAUAGUAAAAGCUGGGCGUCACUGGAGCAAGUACUUCAAAUCCCGCCGUCCACUCUUCACUGGAGGCCUGGUCGGGGGGCUCUUCACCUACAUCUUGUUCUGGACCUUCCUGUACGGCAUGGUACACGUCUACUGAGGCGGAAGCCAGGCGGGAGACUGCCACUUAACCCCUCGGACAAUUGGAGCGGUACACUCACUCUCACCUGCAUCCGCUUUUUGAAUCUUACAAUUUAAACCCAUCGUAGUUACAAGCUGCACAGAUACUCUUGCCAGUUGUAAGGUCAAAUUCUUCAGGUUCAGUUGUCAUUCAGUUUUGUACAGUUUUGGGUUGAUUGGUGUGGCUGUACAUUUUCAGAUGCUGUGGGAAUGUUUGAAUCCCAUUACAAAUCCAGAAAAGCAACCGAGCAGCCAGUGUGUUCCUCUGUACUCUAGAGCUGGUCAGUGAGGGGCUGUGGAACUGGCCAGUUCUCGUGGAUGGAGACCCCUGGGGAGGGGUCACAAAUUUCCAAUUCUUUUACCAUGUUGUGAAAAGUGUUUGUUGCAAAGGGGGAGAGGAUUUUUCCUGGAAUUCUCCUCCCCUCCCCUCCCCUUCCCGCUGCCCCCACUUGCCGUUUAAAACCUGGUGUAUGUGUGUGUGUGUGUGUGUGUGAGAAAGCCAGUCACCACCUCCUGCUGCUCGCUGUAUAAAGCACAACUUCUUACGUUACUGCAUGCUACAUGUACCCCCUUGGUCAUUGAUGGCACUGCCCCCAUGCCUGUUCAGGAACAGAGAGCAGUGACUCUGCUUCAUAUGCUUAGUAUCUGGCUUGAGGUUCCUGUGUAAAACAGCUCUGUGGCAGGACAGUUAAUGUUCACCUGGCAUGCAGUGUGGAUUGUGCUUCUCCUUGCUGUAUUGUUGAGUGUGGCCAUCCUCACUCCCUGUCCUGGACUAUGCAAAUCCGAGCCAGUAACAGCAGGUGUUCCUGACCAUGGGAAUGACUGUUCACACAGAGAAAGGAUGGUUUGCAGCAAAGACUGCCACAGCCACGGCAGUUUCUAUAAUCAGACCUGGUUUAUUCUAUGGUUCACGUCCUGCAUUUGGCAAAAUGGAAGGUGGGUAAGCUGCUGAAGUGUUUGAGUCUGGGUUGAUUUAAAAAACAGGCCUGGAGCACAGUCAGGGAGGGCUGGAAUCGGUUUCACUGUCAGACAGGCUGUAACACAUUCAAAAUCUGAUAAUCAGGGAUUUACAAUUAAACCAUUUGUCACUACUGAUGGUAAUUGGUAUGUUUUUAAUGAGACAUCUUUGGCUGUUUUGUGGGAACCAGUGAAUGUUUGAGAAAAUUAGCAAAUAACCUUGUCUUAAUUUGUGUUUCCAGGCCCAGCUGCCUGCUUUUUACAAAAAUAAACUAAACCUGAUGAUCCACA